Miscanthus lutarioriparius is the source of this 4251-nucleotide messenger RNA. NCBI's taxonomy places the organism in Eukaryota, Viridiplantae, Streptophyta, Magnoliopsida, Poales, Poaceae. The record is from the annotation of a GenBank genome assembly.
AUGCGGAUUGUGAUGGAUCAUCAAGACGCCGGCGAUGGCGAGGAGCGCCAGCAGCAGCUGGAUGAUCGUGACGAUGAGCAAGACCAUGUGCUGUCGUCGCCACCGGAAGAGGAUGGAAACCAAGAGCCGCUGGAGAUCGACAAGGAAUCAGUUGUGCAGCAGCUGCAGGUACCGUUACCGCCGCCGUCGUCGUGUCGGGCUGCGGCGGCCAGCUUCAGGGAGAGCCUGUCCCGCUCCCUCUCCUUCUCCCUCAACGAGCAGGAGAAGGACGACGAGGUUGAGCUGAGAUGGGCGGCCGUCGAGAGGCUGCCCACCCUGGACAGGCUCCACACCUCGCUGCAGCAGCUCCAUGCAGCGGCGGACAAGGACCAGGACCAGCUGAAGGCUCCUCCUGCGCCAUGGCAGGCGGUGGACGUGCGCACGCUGGGUGCGGCGGAGCGGCGCACGGUGGUGGACACCCUCAUCGCCAAUAUCCACCGGGACAACCUCCGCCUGCUCCGCAAGCAGCGGCAGAGGAUGGACCGCGUCGGCGUCCGCCUGCCCACGGUGGAGGUGCGCUGGCGCGACGUCCAAGUCGAGGCCGAGUGCCAGGUGGUGCACGGGAAGCCGCUGCCCACCCUCUGGAACGCCGUCGUCUCCAGCCUCUCUGUGGUGAGCACCAUGCUGGGCCUCAACCGCCAGCAAGAGGCCAGGGUGCGCAUCCUCCACGGCGUCAGCGGCGUCGUCAAGCCGUCCAGGCUGACGCUCCUCCUGGGACCCCCUGGCUGCGGCAAGUCCACACUCCUCAAGGCGCUCGCAGGGAAGCUCAACGCCACCAGUCUCAAGGUGACAGGAGAGAUAGAGUACAAUGGCGUGGAGCUGAGUGGCUUCGUUCCGGAGAAGACGGCGGCUUACAUCGACCAAUACGACCUUCAUGUCCCUGAGAUGACUGUCAGAGAGACCAUCGACUUCUCUGCAAGAUUCCAGGGCGUUGGCAACAGAGCAGAGAUCAUGAAGGAGGUGAUUAGAAGGGAGAAGGAGGCCGGCAUUACCCCUGACCCUGACGUCGACACUUACAUGAAGGCGAUAUCUGUGGAAGGUUUAGAAAGGAGCAUGCAAACAGACUACAUUAUGAAGAUUAUGGGACUUGACAUAUGUGCUGACAUAAUGGUGGGAGAUGCAAUGAGAAGAGGUAUUUCAGGCGGUGAGAAGAAGAGACUUACCACAGGAGAAAUGAUAGUAGGACCCUCAAAAGCACUCUUCAUGGAUGAAAUAUCAACUGGGUUGGAUAGCUCCACAACAUUUCAAAUUAUUUCUUGCCUCCAACAGUUGGCUCAUAUCUCAGAGUCUACCAUACUAGUCUCACUUCUUCAACCAGCACCAGAGACGUAUGAGCUUUUUGAUGAUAUUAUCUUGAUGGCUGAAGGAAAAACUGUAUACCAUGGAUCUAAGAGUUGCAUUAUGAGUUUCUUUGAAUCAUGUGGAUUCAAGUGCCCUGAUAGGAAAGGCUUUGCUGACUUUCUCCAAGAGGUCUUAUCGGAAAAGGAUCAACAACAAUAUUGGAGCCGCGGUGGAGAAUCAUACAAUUUUGUUACCAUUGACCAGUUCUGUGACAAGUUCAAAGUGUCUCAAAUUGGCCAGAACCUUGCUGGGGAGAUUUCAAAGCCUUAUGACAAAUCAAAAGGGCAUAAAAAUGCCUUGUCCUGUAGUAUCUACUCGUUAUCCAAGUGGGAACUCCUCAAAGCAUGUUUCGCAAGGGAGCGUCUCCUCAUGAAACGAAAUGCCUUCAUCUACAUAGCAAAAAUUGUUCAGAUUGCACUACUUGCUGCUAUUACUGGGACGGUAUUUUUGAACACGCAUAUGGGUGUUGAUAGAGUUCUUGCUAACUAUUACAUGGGUUCACUAUUCUUUGCACUGAUCCUGCUGAUGGUGAAUGGAUUCCCUGAGCUUUCUAUGGUAGUUAGCAGACUUCCAGUCUUCUACAAACAAAGAGACUACUACUUCUAUCCUGCAUGGGCUUAUGCAGUACCGGCUUUUAUCCUAAAGGUUCCAAUCUCUUUAGUUGAGUCAAUAGCUUGGACAUCACUAUCUUACUUCCUCAUUGGCUAUACUCCCGAGGCAUCCAGAUUCUUACAUCACCUUCUUAUCCUCUUCCUAAUCCACACUGGAGCGUUGUCGAUGUUUAGAUGUGUCGCCUCUUACUGCCAAACAAUGGUGACCGGUGUAGUGGGUGGUACAGUGGCACUUCUACUCAUCCUUCUAUUUGGGGGUUUCCUCAUUCCUCAUCCAUCCAUGCCUAAUUGGCUGAAAUGGGGAUUUUGGCUUUCACCAUUAUCAUACGCUGAGAUAGGUUUAACUGAAAACGAGUUCUUAGCACCAAGAUGGAUAAAGUUCACAGUAUCUGGUGUGACACUUGGAAGGAGGAUAUUAAUGGACAGAGGGUUGAACUUCUCUAGCUACUUCUAUUGGAUUUCAAUUGGAGCAUUGAUUGGGUUUAUUUUGUUAUUUAGUAUAGGUUUUGCUGCUGGCUUGACUAUUAAAAAGUCUCCAGGAACUUCUAGGGCUAUUAUUUCUCAUGAUAAGAUUACCAAAUUUAAUAGAAGAGACCAGUGUACAUUUAUGGACACUAAAGAUGGGAUAGAUAAGCCACAAGAAAAUUCUUCUACUCCUAGCAGGACUGGAAGGGUGGUGUUACCUUUUUUGCCCCUUACAAUAUCAUUUCAGGAUGUGAACUACUAUGUCGACACACCUGCGGAAAUGAGGGAGCAAGGCUACAUGGAGAGAAAACUUCAACUACUCCACAACAUCACAGGAGCCUUCCAGCCAGGAGUCCUUUCAGCACUCAUGGGGGUCACUGGGGCAGGGAAAACAACCUUGCUUGAUGUUCUUGCUGGGAGGAAAACUGGUGGUAUUAUUGAAGGAGAUAUAAGAGUAGGAGGCUAUCCUAAAGUUCAAAAAACUUUUGCUAGGAUAUCAGGUUACUGUGAACAAACUGAUAUUCACUCCUCACAAAUCACAGUGGGUGAGUCUGUUGCAUAUUCAGCCUGGUUGCGUCUUCCAAUAGAAAUUGACUCCAAAACACGAGAUGAAUUUGUCAAUCAAGUUCUUGAAAUAGUUGAGUUGGACAAAAUAAGAGAUGCUUUGGUUGGAAUACCUGGGAUAAAUGGACUAUCUAUAGAGCAACGGAAGCGUCUCACAAUUGCAGUUGAGCUUGUAUCCAACCCUUCAAUCAUAUUCAUGGAUGAGCCAACAUCAGGCUUGGAUGCAAGGGCAGCGGCUAUUGUCAUGCGUGCAGUGAAGAACGUUGCAGACACAGGUCGAACAGUUGUGUGCACUAUUCACCAACCAAGCAUCGAAAUAUUUGAGGCAUUUGAUGAGCUGAUGCUGAUGAAGAGGGGUGGACAAUUGAUCUAUGCUGGGCCGCUUGGACACCAUUCGUGUAUGCUCAUCCAAUAUUUCCAGGCAAUACCUGGGGUACCCAAGAUCAAGGACAACUACAACCCAUCAACAUGGAUGCUGGAAGUUACAUCAACAUCUUUGGAAGCUCAACUAGGAGUCGAUUUUGCACAAGUUUACAGGGACUCGUCAAUGUAUAAGGAUAAAGAUGAACUCAUAAGACGCUUGAGCAUACCACCUUUGGGUACAAGCAACCUCCAUUUCCCAACAUGGUAUCCACAAAAGUUUUGGGAGCAGUUCAAAGCUUGCAUUUGGAAGCAAUAUUUAUCAUAUUGGAGAACCCCUUCCUACAACUUGGUGAGGAUUGUGUUCAUAACAGCCACCAGCAUUACCUUCGGGGCAUUAUACUGGCAGCAAGGAAACAUAAACCGCAUAAAUGACCAACAAGGCCUAUUCAAUAUAUUGGGAUGCAUGUUUGCUACCACUCUAUUUGCUGGCAUCAACAACUGCCAAUCGGUUAUGCCAUUCAUCUCCAUUGAGCGAUCUGUCAUGUACAGAGAAAGGUUUGCAGGAAUGUACUCUCCUUGGGCUUACUCCUUUGCACAGCAAAUACCAAAAUGGUGGCUAUGGUUGUACUACAUGUCCCCCAUGUCAUGGACACUCAAUGUACUCUUCACCACCCAGUUUGGGUAUGAGGACCACAAGAAGAUUGAAGUAUUUGGGGAGACCAAAUCUGUCACAACAUUUCUUAGAGACUACUUUGGUUUCCGACGUGAAUUGCUACCCCUAACAGCUGUAGUUCUGGCGGCCUUCCCCAUCUUCUUUGCCACUCUAUUCGGUUACAACAUUUCAAAACUAAAUUUCCAAAGGAGAUAA